Messenger RNA from Nelumbo nucifera (sacred lotus), 1636 nucleotides. RefSeq lists its product as uncharacterized. The record is from RefSeq and is a predicted model, not a curated record. NCBI's taxonomy places the organism in Eukaryota, Viridiplantae, Streptophyta, Magnoliopsida, Proteales, Nelumbonaceae.
ACGCUUCAGGCGAAUGCCUUUCACGCUUUUUAAAACACCGGACCAUUAUUGUUUUUACCUGAUUAAUACAAAUUUUUAGUCUGCAUCAAACAUUUUGAUCAAUACAAAUUGCUGUUUUUAAUUGUGAGAUUUCAAUCAUAAACGUCAAUGAUCAAUACGGUAAGCAUGAGUCUGAUGUAAUUGAAAUUCUUCUUCUCGAGUAAUAGCGGCUUCAGUGAAAGCAGCUCAAUCAAGCUGAAGUACUUCAAAGCGGCUCAGUGAAAGCAGAUCAGUCAAAGCUGAAGCCAAUCCCAAACGGGCAUCGAGUGUGAGUGCUUGAAAAAACAUAUAACAGUGCAAAAAAGCGCGGGGAAUGUUUAUGUGAAGAGUUGGUCAGAAUGGAGGAUUCGGGAGAUAUUCUCUGUCAAGUAUCGGCCUUCAAGGACAUGCUAGACCAAGUAAACGAAGAGAUUGAGGCGAAUAUUCAGACGACAAGAGAGAUAGAAUCUGAAAUUGUGAAAUGUGAUGAAAUCGAGAACGAGAUUGCCACGAGAGAAUCGGGGUUGACGAAGAUGAUAUUUGCUGCGGAGUUUGAGAUGAGCGAAUUGAUCCAAGUGUCCGCUGUUGCAAGAACCUCUUUGGAACACUUGGAGAAGGAACUGAGUUAUUUGAGAAUGAAAAGGGAGGAGGUGAUAAAGCGAGUGACUGACAAAUGGGAAGCAUUUAUUAUUCUAUGCAGAAAGUUCCAAGGGGACAUUACCAAGGGAGAAGAUGAUGAAUUAUGGAAACUGUUGUCACAGAAAGAGGUUUUGGAAAAUGAAAAUUACAAUUUGAGUAUGAAAGUUAAUGCUUUGAGAAAUUCAAUGUCUGCAUUUGUGGAAGUGACCCUUGAGGAGCUUCACAAUUCUAAUUCUGCCUUGGAAGUUGAAAUACAACAUCAAAAUUGGGAAAAUGAGAAAUUAUUGGAUGAUAUUGAAGAGUUGAAGACUUCAUUACUUGCGACAAGUUCAUCUGAUAAUAAUAUCUGCAAGCAUCAUCCUCAUGCAUCUAACAAUGGAUCAGACAUUUUUUGAGAGAAAAUGAUUGAAAUAUGGACACCUGGAGGACAAUCAGUUGCAUCAGAAAUCUGAUAAUGUAAUGGUACACUGGUAUCUGCUCAGAUAUGUCGGUAUAAAUUCCCCAAAACAGAGAUUUUUGAAGUUCAAGUCUUUUAUGUGACCAAGUUUCAGAAGGUGAUAUGGUGAAACUUCCAAUAAGGUAGGGACCUAAGACAAACAAUGCAAGAGUAUUUUGUAAAUUACUCUUAGCAUCAUCUCUUUCUUGCCAUAGACCAGCAGUACAACUUCCAGGGAAUGCAACUCAUUUGUUUAGUUUUAGAGUUAAUGGAUAACAAUUCAUAUCGCUUUAAAUAGAACAGAUUGCCAAAACAGGAUUCAUGUAGCCAACCCCAUAUAGUUUAGUGUAUAACAUUUCGUGUAUUUCUAUAGGGAAAAAAUAGCUUAGACAUCAUUUGUGUCCUGAUGUUACCUUGCUUAUCCUUUGCGAUUGAAGCCAAGAAAAAACAUGGAAUACUUGCAUCCAUAUUAGAGCAAUCAAAUGGACUAUGGAGCUCCCUCAUGCCAUUACUUUAGAUAAGGAUGAUGAUAUGCUCCAAAUU